This is a messenger RNA of Suillus paluster, 1440 nucleotides long. RefSeq lists its product as uncharacterized. The coding region runs from base 1 to 1440 and encodes 479 amino acids. Gene Ontology annotation, cellular component: transcription regulator complex; PcG protein complex. NCBI's taxonomy places the organism in Eukaryota, Fungi, Basidiomycota, Agaricomycetes, Boletales, Suillaceae. The transcript is spliced from 5 exons. Gene Ontology annotation, molecular function: RNA polymerase II cis-regulatory region sequence-specific DNA binding; DNA-binding transcription factor activity, RNA polymerase II-specific. The record is from RefSeq and is a predicted model, not a curated record. Gene Ontology annotation, biological process: regulation of transcription by RNA polymerase II.
AUGGCCUCAAAUCCUUUUAGCCCCCAAAGCCCACAGCAGGUGCAACCACCCUUGACUGCGCAUCCGCUCGCCCUCGCAGUCUUUAAAGACCCUAACAAUCAAAUCAUGUCCCACCAGAGUGUACCACUCCCUAGCAUACGCGACAUCUUCCCCGAAAUUUCCAUUCGGACACAGACUUUGUCUCAGGACUCUGAUUUAUCACUAACUUCUGAUCAAAUCCGCCGCGGCAGUAUAGCUCGUCACCGCGGUCCAAAACCGUAUCGUCCGGUUGAUUCGGCACUAGAACAUACAUCCUCCGUCAUUCGUAGUCUCCCAUCUCCACCCCCAUCUAGCUCCAGUUCAGAGUCUGCCCCGAAUCGUCAAUUAUCAUAUCGUACACCACAGGGUUUAGACACUCUUCCAACUGCCGCUAGUUAUUCCUUCAAUGUCCUUCGUGCUGACCCUGUCACUUCCUCACUCGAGCAUGUCGCUUCUAGCACUAAGUUGCGUAGUCGCGGAUCAUCAUCCUCUCAGGGAAAUCCAGGGGCGGGGAUCGCUAAUGGAUCGACACCAGCUUUCCGCGUUUCUAUGACUUCCUUUGUUCCCCCUCGGCAGUCACAACAACGCCAUAAACACAGAUCACCUGAUGCUGUAUAUGCUCCCCAAAGCCCACGGAACGAUGCCUUCAAGGUCCCUAGUCCAACCCAACAUCUUCAAGACACCAGACCACAGCCUUCGUCUUCCGUCUUGUCCUUUUCUGUAUCAGACCCUCCUAAUUCUGCAUCCACUGUCAUGACAAAUGACGGAAGGAGACCAUACCUAAAAUCAUCUGACCACCUAAGCACGAUGCUGCACGGAGAAGGGCGCGGUAAGAAGCACCAGUGUCCUCAUUGCGGCAAGCGCUUCAAUCGCCCCAGCAGUAUGAAGAUCCACGUAAACACGCACACGGGAGCAAAACCAUAUCAGUGCCCAUAUCCAGGCUGUGGCCGCGAAUUUAAUGUCAACUCCAACAUGCGUCGCCAUUGGCGAAAUCACACGAGACUGUCUGCGGGCCAUUUGGCUGACAUGGAUGGGCGUGGUCCAUGUGACCAAUCGCCGUUCCCUUCGGAUAGGUUGGGGCACGGUCAAUCGCUAGCCUCGCCACCCGCAACAGACUCGGAAGAAUCAGAUGACGAUCUUUCUGACGACGAUUCCCACUACGCAAUGGAUGGUCGCACAGAAACUCGUUUUGGUCGCGAUCGCCUUCCCCAACCCGAAGAACUUCCACUUAUAGUUAUCCCCGCCCACGUCCGCCUUCUCAUCUCGGCCCGUCGCCACCGCACGCCACAGAGUACCUUUAUAGACCAUCAAACCCAGCCUACGUUCGCUCUUGCACAGAUUCACGGGUUUCCACAGCUCUACGACCUGCAUUCCCGUGUGACACGUCGGGUCGCGCCGUCGGAAGGCACAAUGGUGUCUUGA